This is a messenger RNA of Metschnikowia bicuspidata var. bicuspidata NRRL YB-4993, 1617 nucleotides long. RefSeq names its product Smi1p (gene SMI1). Lineage: Eukaryota; Fungi; Ascomycota; Pichiomycetes; Serinales; Metschnikowiaceae. The transcript has a single exon. Gene Ontology annotation, cellular component: mating projection tip. The record is from RefSeq and is a predicted model, not a curated record. The coding region runs from base 1 to 1617 and encodes 538 amino acids. Gene Ontology annotation, biological process: regulation of fungal-type cell wall biogenesis; cell wall biogenesis.
AUGGGAUUUAUGGACUCUAUCAAGGCUUUUGUGCACUCUGUGACCACAGACGAUCACUACGCAUCUUAUGGGUCUCCGUAUGAGCACUCUUCCGCCGGUGGCUCGCUUGGAGGCCAAUCAAACUCGUCGUCGCUGAGACUCCAGGAACUCAAUAGUUCACUGACACACUCUCUUAUGAGCUCCCGUAACGCCAGCAGCUCAAACAUUGUGGGCUACCGGCCUGGAAUGCGGUCUUCUGCCACAAACGUAAGCAACUCCGGGGCACCUGGGGCCCAUGAAUUGCAGACUUUUGGCGCCAACGGCCAGCCCCCGUUGCCUAGUAUCGACUCUCUUUGGGACCGGAUCGAGGAAUUCUUGGAAGAGGAGUACCCAGAGCUAGAAGACAGCUUGAACACCGGCGCUUCUUCCGCAGAUUUGAAUGAAUUGGAGAAGGACUUGGCCGCAGGACCGCUCCCCGUGGAAGUGCGCCAGUUCUACAAGAGACACGAUGGUCAGUUCCGCGGCGGCAAGCCUACAGGAUUGCUUAUGGGAUUAACCCUCUUGGACAUUGAGAGCAUAAUGGAGGAGUACUCCAUCUGGGCCAAGGUGGCUGAGAAGAUGGAGAGACAAACUGCAAUUUUACAGCACCAACAGCAGCAAGCCGCAAGUACUGAGGGUACAUCCGCCUCGAAGUUGUUGCAGGAAAAGAUCUCCAAUAGUUACCUCAUGCACCAAAAGAUCUCCAAUAGUUACCUCAUGCACCAAAAGUCCAUUCCGAAAGACGCCGUGCAACCAUACUACGUUCACCGUGGUUGGAUUCCUAUUGCAAGGGACUAUGUUGGGAACAUGAUUGCUCUUGAUUUGGCCCCGGGUGCUGCAGGCAUCAUGGGCCAGAUUAUAUUGUUUGGGCGCGAGUUCGACACGAAGGUUGUGGUUGCCUCCAACUUGCAGGAAUUACUUUUCCACUUCAUCACUGACUUGGAGACGGGGAAUUACCAAAUAGACAAGUCGGAGUCAAAUUACGACAACGGAUUCUUGGACUCCUCUAGAUCAGACGACUAUAUGAUUGGGGAUGAAGACGAGGACAAUGGUGAGCUUUUAUUCUUUGACCGUGACGGAGCAGAGUUUGGCAAGAACUCAAAGAACAAGCUCUCCUACAUUGAAGUCUUGAAGCGUAGAGCAUUGUCCAGAUACGGCAUUGCGCAUAGUGAAAAGUUCCAGACCUCUUUCACCCCCCACAGAAUUUCCAGAAAGAUCCAGCUGCCCAACGGAUCGAGUCCAAGGCCUUCUAAAUCCAGGACUGGGUCGGCAUCGCAGCUUGUGACAGUUGAGAGUGCAACCGACUUGCUCAAGGAAACUUUGAUUGGUGCCGAUGCAAAAGUACUGACUAAAAACGAACUAUCAAACAAGGCUGGUAAGUCUGAUCUGGAGGCUAUAGAAAAAGAGAAGGUCGCCCAGACCGAGCCAGCUUCGGAAGUCAUGAAAGAAGACAACGAGAGCGGGAAUCACAAGCAGCUUGAUGACUCUGCUGAAGCUCCCACUGAAAAAGAUAUUGAAGCUCAAACGAAUAAUGUCGAAUCUGCCAUUGACUCUGUGACGGUAGUUGAUGAGGACGGCCACACUGAAAUCGCGCUUUAG